AUGCCUCCAGCUCCUCCUCCUGCAUCGUUUGGACCUCUCUCUGGUGCGCAUCCUGAGUACCGGGGGAUCUACAAAACCGCUGCUUUGGAGAAAGUGAAACAAAACAUCAAACUCUUUCUGUUACAACACACCAAAAACCCAGGACCGCAGAAACCUCACAAGCCUGACCAUCCUGAAUCUAGACCCCAACUUUGUUUCGGGGGUGGAUCCCAUCGCGCUAAUGCUGGACGGUGGCUUCAAGUUUGCCAGAAGCAAUCGUGCUAUAUGCAUCAACGACCGCGGUUUGUUACCGAACCUUUAUCACCAGAGGUUUUGUCUGGACUUGAUGCCCUGUUUGCCAUUCAAGAUGAAAUUCAUGCGUAUAUGCCACGUACCAUGACAUCAGCUAACAACCCAGUUGCUCGACCAUGUGUUGCUUCACCAUCAUCUUCCUUGCCCCCUUCGUCUGCACCCAGCGCGUCCCCUGCCUUGUCCCCUUCGCCUGCGCUUAGCUCGUCUCCUUGUAGGCGCAAUAGGGCUGUACCGGCUGUUUUCUCCACACCCACAUCACAACCCUCUUCCUCCAAGCGUCGUCUGUCGCCACCGCCUUUUGCAUCAACUUCACAAGCUUCAUCCUCCAAGCGUCGUCUGUCGCCACCGCCUUUCACACCAACUUCGCAAGCUUCAUCCUCCAAGCGUCCUCUUUUGCCAUUGCCUGAGCCUGACUGUGUUUCCCCUUUCAAACGACGUAAAAUUCUUGAUGUAUUGGAUGAGCUACCACCACCUAACGUGCCUCAAGGUAUAGACGAGGCGGAAAUACGGCGCCGAAUCAAUAUCUUGCUUGAUGCCCUUGAACCUGCGGCUGCGCCAACUAGCCCCCCAGUAGCACCUCCUGCACGGUCUCCCUCCACGCCUGAAGCAGUAGACGAGGCAGAGAUAUUUGACCUUACUCGACCGGAUCAUAGUCAAUUUGAAGAAACCCUUUACCCGCGCCAUGAUGGUCGCCUCUGUCUGAACGACUACAAGCUUCUUCUAGGACGCCAGGGGUUUGAACAAGGUUUAUACAUUGAGUAUUUUUGCUUCAACACAGAUGAAUGGACCCCUUGUCUGUGGGCCACCCGGCACCUGAUCUCAGGCCACGAUCAAAUUUUGCGAUUCCGUUAUGCAUAG
Molecule: messenger RNA, 1149 nt
Organism: Psilocybe cubensis
Lineage: Eukaryota; Fungi; Basidiomycota; Agaricomycetes; Agaricales; Agrocybaceae
Exons: 2
Coding region: 1-1149 (382 amino acids)
Source: RefSeq, a predicted model, not a curated record